Molecule: messenger RNA, 1091 nt
Organism: Setaria italica (foxtail millet)
Lineage: Eukaryota; Viridiplantae; Streptophyta; Magnoliopsida; Poales; Poaceae
Product: alkylated DNA repair protein alkB homolog 8
Exons: 4
Coding region: 57-821 (254 amino acids)
Biological process (GO): fatty acid metabolic process; DNA damage response
Cellular component (GO): mitochondrial matrix
Source: RefSeq, a predicted model, not a curated record
UCUGCAUUCGUCGUGCUGUACGGCGGCUGGCGCGAGGGUAACCGGUGAAGAACCACAUGGCCGGCGGCGGCGACGAUUCCGUCUGCCGGGCCGCGCUCCGGGAGGCCUUCGGCGACUCGUCGGACAGCGAGUCCGACGCGCCGGCCGGCUCCGGCCGCGGGCGGUGGAGGUGGGAGGCGGUGGCGGGGGUAAGGGGGUUGUGGCUCUGCGCCGCCUUCCUCUCCGCCGACGAGCAGGCGCGCCUCCUCGCCGCGAUCCAGCGGGAAGGGUGGUUCAUUGAUGCAAAUAACCAAGCUAUGAGAUUUGGUGAUCUCCCUUCAUGGGCUGUCGAACUUUCCACCCUCAUUCGUGAAGCUAUUUGUGUUGGUGAUGUCAAUGUUGGUGUUAGCGCAGAGAUGGCAAAUGAGGAUGAAGAUGCAUGUCCUCUGCCAUCAGAUUUGUUGUGGAGGGAACCAUUUUUUGAUCAAAUGAUUGGAAACAGAUACAACCCAGGUGAGGGUAUCUGCGCCCAUGUUGAUCUGAUGCGCUUUGAUGAUGGAAUCGCAAUAGUCUCCCUCGAAUCAGCUUGCGUCAUGCACUUCAGCCAAGCAGAACCAACAGGCACAGCCUUGGACACCCUGAGGCAAGGGGAUGGUGAGCCUAGAAAGUUCCCCGUUUACCUGAACCCAGGCUCCCUUGUUGUGAUGUCAGGAGAUGCAAGAUACCUCUGGAAGCAUGAGAUCAACCGCAAACCAGGUGCGCAGCUGUGGGAUGGCAGGGAACUUGAGCAGCAUAGAAGAACUUCUGUUACACUGAGAAAACUCUUGGCUUCUCCAAGCUGAAGUGCACAAUGACACUUGAAGACAGUGAACAAUAGAUUUCUCCCAAUUUUUGCAGUCUGAUGAGGCAGAUUUUACUGUUACAGAGUCAUCAUUGUUGAACCUAAAUGACUCACACUGUUGUGUAAUAUUAGCAGUUAGAACUCGGGUGACAUUACAAUCAUUUCUCAGGAGAUAUCACCGAAUAUUGUAAUGUAAAUGCCAUUUGUAAAGACAACCAGCAUGGAUUCGGAGGACUAUUGUUGAAUGCUUCUGAGUUCAGUUCAAAACUUA